UCACAGUCAUGUCCCUAGCGCUCAGGAAGAGGCAGCCAUACAAUCUUCCUACCAAUAGGACUCACAGGAGGCGCAUGCUGAUUGGCUGUCGCUCUCUAUGUGGGGACCGUCAGAAUUCGAAGCAGCUGGGUGUCGGUAUCAUCUGCUGGGACUGUUAUCAUCCGACAGGGCUUCUUUUUUGUGGGACAACAGAACUCUACAGGUGUUGAUGCAUUGUCUCAACUGACUCCAUAGGAUCAGAAGGCUUUGGUUCAUUACAGGGUAGAACCCUAUUUUCUGCAGCGGAGUACACUGUGUUCUACAGGGAAUACAUUGGGGUGUCGAGAUGGAUCUUGAUCAAGGCACGAACAGGUUUAAACCUUAGCUGUUCCAGGAUGCAUUGGGGCCUCCUCUAUAACCCCGCCUCCAGGCACUGUGAGGAGCAUAAGGAAUUCUAAGGAUGGGAGAUGGUGACUCAAACCUAUAUGUGAGGAUCAACAGCAACAAAUAUAUAUUAAGGUCUGAGCUAUUGUCUCUUCUGAGAACAUACAACUGCUAUCACGAAGGGACAAGCUUCCAGCUACGACAUCAUGAGGUGAGACAAUGCAAAUGCACGGGAAAGGAUGAUGGAGAGCUGGUGGUACAGGGACUUCUGAACAUAUCUUGGGGUCUGCGGCGCCCGAUCAGGCUACAGAUGCAUGACGUAAAUGAACGCAUAUGUUUCAGCUCUUCUGCGUCCUGGAUCAAAGACUCACAAGAUCAAUACAGUCCAGCAUUACCUAAUGAAGAGCAGCAGAGUAACGAAGAAGAGCAAAACAACAAUUCUGGCAGAAUUCCCAGUGAAGAGGAAACCAUGCCACAGUUAAAGCGAACCAGAAGCGAUGCCAGCUUUGUCCAGAGACGAUCGAAGCAUUACAGCCCUGGAGAGGUUCAGAGAUUAAGAAGUCACAGAUUCUCCAUAAAUGGUCACUUUUAUAACCAUAAGACUUCUGUGUUUACUCCAGCGUACGGCUCUGUGACAAAUGUACGUGUCACCAGUACCAUGAACACAUCCCAAGUAUUAAGCCUGCUGCUGAGGAAAUUCAGGGUCGAAAAUGGCCCAUCGGAGUUUGGACUAUAUCUGCUUCAUGAGACAGGAGAAAGAACCAAGUUAGGGGACUCAGAGUAUCCACUUAUCUGCAGGAUACUGCAUAGCCCCUGUGAGAGGAUCGCCAGGUUAUUUUUAAUGGAAACUGAUCUUGGAGAGGAGGUCUCACAUGAUGUUGCCCAGUACAUAAAGUUUGAGAUGCCUGUGCUGGAUAGCUUUAUAGAAAAACUGAAGGAAGAAGAAGAGAGAGAAAUUUACAAAGUGACUCAAAGGUACAAUGCCCUUCGUCUGAUGCUGCUGGAGAGACUGCAACAACUGACUGAUAAUGAAAGUUUUGCUUGAACAAAACACUACAGCCCAGAAUGUACAGUGAUCUGAGAGUGACAAGUAUCUCCAAACUCACUCACCAUGGACCUUACACUUCUUCUAUGUGACAUCAUGUGACCUUUUAUGUUCAUUUUGUUGGGCUAUCUAUGCAGCCUGAGCCUUACUUCCUCCAAUGACCUCGUUGCUACCACCAUACAUGAAAUAGUAAAGUUUUAGGGUGAUAUAUCAUCUUGAUACUUUGACAUUUAGACAUGUUAAAGAUCAAGUGAAUGAAUCAUGGAGCAAAAUAAUAUACCUGAAAUAAGUUUUAUUUUAUUAAAGUUCUCCAACUAAACCUAAAGGAGCAACCCAGCUCCUCUCAACUUGCUGAGCCAUGGUAGCCUAUGUCCGUGACCCCUGCAGCUACAGAGGUACCUGUAACAAUCCCAUCUCUGGGGCUUGGCACCCUGUAGAGGUUUACAUUAGUAUGCUGCUAAUUGGAUAGCUACAUGGAACUCCAGGGUUCUGCCAUGUAGGAUUGAGGUUUUUUCGUGAAAUCAAAAGGUGGAGAUGUAUCAAAACUUGGAGAGAUAAAGUAGAAAGAGUUUAAUUGCCAACCAAUUAACUUCUGUCAUUUUACAUGCUGUGUUUGAAAAAUGACAUUGAGGAACUGAUUGCUUGGUAUUUUAUCUCUCUCUACUUUCUCUGUCUACAAGCUUUGAUAAAUCUACCCCAACAUUAGCUGGAAUUCUUUAAUAAAAACUCUCCUGUAUUUGCUGUAAGCAAACAUAGUCAAAUGAGUGUAUUGAAUGAGGACCUGACAAGCCUAUACAUAGACAAGAGGUAUCCCAUUAACACCCCUAAACGGUAGACCGAUAAAUAAUGGUAGUGUAUGUAUUGGGCUCUCAUCCAGUGUGAGCCAAACCUCUGGGGUGAAAACAGGUUCUGGAUGGAAGUGUGUGAUUCACACAGUAAUAAAUGUGCAUAUAGUAAAAGAAAUCCUAUAUAAUAGGUUCACACUGCUCCUCACCUCUAUGGGGGAAAUUCAAGUGGCGCCCAAUGGAACAAUUUAAGUGUUGUUUUAUUUGGUGGAGCACAGCCGCCGGGGAUAACAUUACUGUUAUGUUGUUCCACCAUUUUGACGGUCUGGUAAAUAGUAAUUUAAGAAUGCACAGCCAAUGCGGUACUAAUGCUACUUCAUAACAGUAUAAAAGACAAUAUAUACAAUAUCAUACCUCCCAACUUUUGUCCUCAUCGACACGGGACCUCUGCGCAUCGUAGCCGCGUGCGACCCAAAAAGGGGGGUGGCCUCGCAUGUGAGGGGGCAUGGCAUCAACCGCCUGGUCGUGGCCUCACACCACGGACUCGUUUUCUGCAUUUAGGGGACGUGCCCAGCACUCCCGGAGCAGCUGGGCAGCUGCCAACACACUUCCCCUCAUUGAAUAGAUGCUGUGCGCGUGCGCACGGCAUCUAUUCAGAGAUCACUCGCUGCUUUGCUUAGCAGAGCAGCGGGUGAUCAAAGGCUCCCCCAACUUACCCCCCGCCCGCGGAACACUGCUGCCCACGGGAGGGACAGCGGGACAGUGUCCAAAUAGUGGGACUGUCCCGCUAGAAUCGGGACAGUUCGGAGAUAUGCAAUAGCAAUUAAAAAUCAGUGGAGUGGCUCAUUUGGCUCCUUCUCCAUUAUUCCAGUACAAUCCCCUCUACUGAUUUGUAACCAAUAUUGUAUAUACAGUACAUUGUCUUACUGUUAUGAACUGUAAUUAGUACUGCAUUGACUGUGCAUUAUUAAAUUAUUCCUUUUAUGCUAAUUUAUUACUGUGUGAAUCCCACACUCCCAUACAGAACCUAUUUUCACCCCAGCGGUUUGUCUCACAUUGGAUAAGCGCCCAAUACAUAUACUACUAUUAUUAAUCAGACAUAUUCAACUGUCUACAUUGGAGGAUUGAACUUAUCUACCAUGUGUCAGUCUGGACCUGUGCUUUUGGGGAAAAUCUAUUCUGCAACUUUACUAACAAUUAUUUUAUAUACACUGCAUAGCUAUAUUUAGGAGUGAAGAGCCUAGAUCUGGAAAACUCCCUCUGAAAGUUAGGCCCCUGAGUAAAAUUUAUGCUGUGCACAGAGCGGGCCAGAAACAAAGAUUAGUGUUUUUAUGUAAUAUUUUAUACACCUCAAAUCAGGGGCGUCUCUAGAAAAGAGGGGACCCGUGUGCAGACUCCGUGUGUGGGCCCCCUCCUCUCCUGUAGCUGUAACCACCACUGCUAGCGGUCUGAGCGCUGUAGACUCUGGCACCGCACCAUUUUUCGGAGUCCUGCACAUGCGCUGUAGACUCUGGCACUGUGCCAGAGUCUCGAGUGGUCAGUGCGCUAGCAGCGGCGCGACGGCUACGGGAGAGGAGGGGGCCCAUACACGGUCAGCAAUGGACUCCGGAAAGGUAAGUAUAGGAGAAACACCUAUGCCUCAAAUGAGCCGCCUGCUAUGCACACAUUAGCCCAACACUACUGACCCCACAAAAUACUAGUGCCCCACCGAGCGACUGCCACAGUAUAUUAGUCAGCCCUCCCCCACACUGUAUAGCAACCAGUGCAGUAGUGAGCUCCUCUUCCCAAAGUAUAGCAGCCACUGGGCCUAAUUUAGACUGGAUCGCUGCAGCGAUUGCAGUCUGAAGCCCUUCGGGGGGUGCUCCCACGCACUCCGUGAAGCCCAAUGAGAUGCGAUCACCUCUGCCUGAGUGACAGGCAGAGGCAGUCGCGGGGCGGAAGGGGGUGUGCCAGCAGCGUUAUAAUGCCAUUGGUGGGGUGCGGCCCGGACAAUGCAGGCGUGUCUGGACCAUUGCAGGGGCGGGCCGCUGCAGCUGCAUGACGUCACACACAGCCACUGCGACCCGGGACUCAGUGGGUAGCCACCUGCCAGCGCAGGCAGGGGGCUUCUCGGCGGGUGCAAAAGCUAAAUUUAGCACAUCUACGAUGAGAUCUGAAUUACCCCCACAGUUCCUCGUCUCCCCCAAUAGGUCAGGCAGGGAGGUUCCUUUCCUCAUAGUAUAACAGUCAGGAUCACUCCUCCCCAUAGUAUACAAGGCAGUGCCCCAUUUACCUAUUGUACAAUGUAACAGUCUACAUCACCUUCCAUUUACACAAUAGUAGCCUUGGUUCUUAAUCUAUCUACUUUAUCGUAGCCAGUAUCAUGCUCAAUCACGGUACAUCCAGUGUAUUAUUGGUGCAGGGAUAUCGGCUUUCAUAUAAUUAGCAGCAAUUCAUAGUGAUUCCUUAUACUCCAUUGUCCCACCCUAACCGGAAUCAGUAUGAUUUACCAGUGGGCGGGAUGCCGGUUGUCCAUAUUCCAAUAGCGGCAUCCCGCCAGACUGCCAGCAGCAGGGCAACCACAAAGAGUCCCCUUGCGGGCUCAGUGGCUCGCCACAGGUCCUAUUCCCACUCUAUGGGUGUCAUGGAAUAGUCCUGUUUUGCCAGGAUUCAGGCUGGCGGCAUUGCAUCGGUAUCCUGACACCUGACAAAUUGAACGGAUCCCCCCUAAACAGUGUCAGUGGGUAAAAAGACUAAACUUGAUCCUGUGAAACGCCAGAUGAUGACUAGUGAGCAUAGUGUAAGCAGCAGCUAUAAGCUCCAACCAUUUACACAUCAGCACCAGUGUAUCAUUUUGCCUCCAUGACACUCAACUGUCACUAGCGCACUUUUUUUUUUUUUUUUUCUAACAAAGAACCUGGCAUAGCCCAUAUGGCAACAUCUGUUUAUGUCACAAUAGCAAUAAUCUACAUGCUGCUACUUAAUACUGUCUUUAAAAAUAGUUUUUCUGCUUUUGAUUAAAAAAAGAUAUUCAGGGAGAUUUGUUUGUGAGUAAUGUUAGUGUGUAUUUUGAUGUAAAUUGUAACUCAUAUUAUGAAUGUAUUUUUUAUUUUUCAAAUAUCCGAACCACAGCCUCUGGAAAUAACAAUGUGACCCCUGCUGAACGAUUUAUCACAUUCACAUUGUCACAAUGAAUGUAUUUUUUUUUGUUAUUUAAUAAUAUGCUGAAUAAAAAUUAAUUUAA
Molecule: messenger RNA, 5416 nt
Organism: Pseudophryne corroboree (corroboree frog)
Lineage: Eukaryota; Metazoa; Chordata; Amphibia; Anura; Myobatrachidae
Gene: RASSF4
Product: Ras association domain family member 4
Exons: 14
Coding region: 440-1408 (322 amino acids)
Biological process (GO): signal transduction
Source: RefSeq, a predicted model, not a curated record